Messenger RNA from Drosophila ficusphila, 3907 nucleotides. RefSeq lists its product as uncharacterized. The transcript has 15 exons. The record is from RefSeq and is a predicted model, not a curated record. Lineage: Eukaryota; Metazoa; Arthropoda; Insecta; Diptera; Drosophilidae. The coding region runs from base 1 to 3837 and encodes 1278 amino acids.
AUGAGAAUUCACAUUCGAUUUAUUGGUAUGAAUGCAAUUUUAAUCAAAUGCCCCAAAAACAGUUCAAACAAGUCAUGCGAAACUCAGUUGAUUGUUAAUAUCCACAUGAACCCAAGCUUUGAUCUGGAUAACUCCGAGAAGUUUUGGGUGGUCGAUAAAGUCUAUGAGCCAUCAAAAGGAACGACUUCUAAGAUAAUAUCACCCUAUCUAAUAGUUCUUAGCAGAGGUGAACCAGUUGUUAUGUAUCCACUUCAGUAUUUUAAGGUUAAUAUUGCGAGUCUUGGACUAGUUCGAGUUAUGGAUUCACCUUCCCCCAAAAGUCCAGAGACUCGAUUAGAAUUUUCUCAUGUAAAGGAAGGCACACAUAUUUUUAAUUAUGACACGCAGGAUAACAAUAUAAAUUCGCAUCAAAAUCCCGACCAGGAAAACAAAGUGGACGAUCGAUCAAGAAAUAGUCAAGUCAAAAGCGAUCAAAGGAAAAACCUUAAGCAAGUGGACACUUUUGACAAAAGUUAUUUAGCACUUGAUAAUAAGGAUUUAAAAACCCACAAGAACCAACACCAUGAAAACAGACAUGAGGAACAAAUUAUGGAUAAAAAUCCAGAUCAGGAAUCCGUUUCGGAUUAUAUUUUGCUUAAUAGAUUAGCACAAGAAGAAAGAUUGAAAAAUAUUCAAAAAGAAAUCGAAGGGCAACUUUCACAUGGGAAUAAAUAUAAAACAAAUGACUUUGAGUCUGAUGCUGAUGCUGAUACUGAUUCUCAUUCCGAUUUAAAUGAUAUUUACCAAGAAUCUGAUGAGCAGUUUAAUUUAAAGUCAUUACCUAAUAGGAAUCAUUUCUCACAUGAAAAGGAAAAUGGCAAACUAUACUCUUAUCCAACUAAUAUUGGACCUGCAACUUUGAAUAACUUUAUGUUUUCUAACUUACCCCAAAAUAAUGAUAAUGACUUUUCGUGGUCUCCAACACAAAUUGAAGAUGAUAGUAUUAAUUCAAUUAUAAACUACCAUUUGAAUAAUAAACUAACAAGUGAUCAACAUGAUUUUAACUCAAAAUAUUAUUUGCCAACAUAUUCCGAUUUUAGUUUAAAGCAUAAGAUAAAACCAUUUCCAUCUUACUCGAAAACGAACUAUCACAGAUCCUUGCCUCUCUCACGAUCAAAAAAUAUAAAGAGAAUUAAACGAAGUCAGCCUGAAUCACAAGAAAUGGAAAACCAAGAUGGUUCUCGAUUUGAUGAAAGCUUUGAAAACAAUCCCAGCUCUUCAAAAAAGUUGAAUGCGGAAAACAUAGAGGAUAACAAUGAAAUUCCAUGCGACACUUGUGGAGGGAAAAACAAAAAGAAGGACGAAAAGCCCAAAACAAUUUAUUCCCAAAUUUUGGAGGACUCAAAAAGUGUAGACAGCGAAAUUGAGAAUAUCAAUCUAAAACUCAAUGAUCCCGUUCCAUGCGAUACGUGCGGAGGUAAAAAUAAGAAACCUGGUGGGAAACCUUUGCCUGGAGGUCUGCCACCCGAGAUCAACCCGGUAUUAUCUGAAACUGAACCAGAAAGGGUUCCCGAUUAUUUGAUACCAUGUGAACGAUGCAGAGGAAACAAUAAGUGUAUCGAAGGAAACCUAGACUCCGCAUCCUGUGGCUGUAUAACUAAUCCCAGUGAGUGUAAUUGUGAGUCCUCCAAGUCAUCCAGAGCUUUAAAUGAAAGUACUGCGGAAAACUUAGGCUACACCGUUUUCAAUAUAAAAAAUCCUGUGCCCUUUUUAACAACUAAGUUACGAGUUUUUAGAAGACGCCAUAACACGUGGUGGAGAAUUGCUCCCAUAAUAACAGUUGACAGCCUUUCUGGAAUAUACGCAAACAAGGAUCUUUCAGCUGUAUUUACUUCGCACGUCGAUUUGAUUCGGUUGGAGAAAGCUUCAACCUUUUUAAAUCGAAAGCUUGCAAUUCCCAAGUCAAAUGAUAACUUAUAUGCAAACAAAAGGCAAGACCAUACCAUUAACGAUUUGCAAAAUAACAUUGGAAAUGGCGUUCUAAUUGAUGCUUCAAAAAUGGAUUUAUCCAUUCAAGAAAUAACCAGCUCUGCUAACAACAAUAGAGAAAAGGAAGCAAGAAUGGCGGGUAUAUCUUCUAAAGGAAUUGAAGGCCUGGGAUAUUUGCCAAUUACUAUGAACGCCUUGGAAAAUUGCCCGCAUAAAGACAAAAACUUAUGCCUGAAUAUUCGUCAGGAAAAAGUACCAGAAUUUAGCAUAAAAGUGAAGAUCCCCUUCCGCGAAAAUGCUCUUGUUACUCGAGAUAAGCAUAUUGUUAAAAUAUCAAGAAUUGUUACCGAUGCAACCACAAAGGAUGCUCUUCAAAUUUCGAUCGAUGUGAUCAACAAAGGAUUCGAAGCACAAGAAUUUUCCAUAUUUGUUUGCAAUUGCGAUCUGUCAAAAAGUGACUCACUAACAACUAGGGCCGACAAAUUAUUGAAACCCGACAUUGGUCAAACAGUCAACUUUUUAUUGCCAUUAUUAAUAAGUUCGAAAAAAAGCAAUAAAUUUAGUUGUGAUGUGGUGGUAAAAGCAAACGAAUUAAAUUAUGAUGAACCGGACAGCAGAGCACCAAAAGAUGAUGACUUCAAAGUUGGAGUUGUGGCAAAGAGGUCAAUGGACGUCAAGUGCCACUCAAGGUGUUUUUGUAUUUGGCGAUGCCGAUGCCACUGUAUUGGAAAGUUGGAAACCUUUAUCAACUAUAAUGCUUGUGACAGAAUGGAUCCCAAGUCGGAGAAAGAAGCUGGCCUCAUUUACAAUUGCCCACCUGGCAAUGAAAAAAAUGAUGUGUGCAUCAAGGACAUUGAUAACGAAGCCAAUGAGGAUGCAUGUUGUAACCUUACUUGUAAAAUCUUGGCUAUUGCGUUGCUUAUUUUAGCUCUUCUUUUUUUAUUGGGAAUUUUAAAAGCAAUUCUUGGAAUCUGCAUUCAAUCAAUAGGCCGAUGUGGUUUCGAUACUGUCCAACCUGGAAGGUCAUAUGCCUGCACCUCGUGUUUAAGGAUAUUUUUAGUAAACUGUUUCUUUUUUUUGAUAUUUCCCUUUGCAUGCUGGUGUAAAUUAUUUCGGCCGAAGCCCAAAGAUUUAAUAGAUCCCAGCUCCGAUUGGAGUUGCAUGUCAAAUAGUGAGGACGAAAUCGAGUGUUCUUGUGAAGAAAAGCAGUUUAACUCAAAGUGUCGACUUCAUGGCGGCCAAGAUCAGAGUUUGCAUAACAAUUUAGUUCUCGCUUUUGCGCCUCUUCAUGAAAAUGGUUUGUUUAAGGACGAAAAAUCAGAUGAUGAGGAGAGUCAUCUAUUUAUUUUGGAGGUGUUGGAGGAAAGCAAGCAUUCGCUGAAUAAAAUGAUGAGUCAAGCCUCUAAUCCCAUACAAAAUGUUGAGCAAAGCAGUGAAAGUAACGUUGAUGUUAUAGCGGCCAAUGAAUUAGUGGAUAGCCUUAAGAACUCACAGGCUGUCUAUAGGACAAUGAGUUCCCCAGUUGGUGGAGUAAUCAACAUUCCGGAAAACUAUCAGUAUUGUAUAAAAGGUUUCUUUUUACCAACUGUAAAUUCUACCUAUGAAUUUAUGAGCUAUCAUCCACUCUCUCAGUUUGUGGGAAUCUCAGAAAAGCGCGAAGUUACGAGACUGCCGCAACCGCAGUACAUCUACUCCGACGAAUUCUCAAAGAUAUACGCUGAUAAAAUGGAGGUCUACCGCAUAGCUGAUCUUUCAGUGGUUCCUCCGUUAAAUGUUCCUUGUAUAAAUAUUGACCAUUGGAACCAGUUGGAGAAUUCUUUUGUCAAAUUAUCCAACCAACAAGAACAAUUAAAAGCUAGUCAAACAUAAAAAAUAUUUUUAUACUUUAAUAUCUAUGUUUAUUUCAAUAAUUUAUAUAAAAAAAACUGCAUUAAUUUAA